CCACGCAUCCCUUUUUCCGCGGCCCUCUCUCGCGUAGCAGCUCUUCAGUGAAGUAACUAGUGGAGACAGGGAGGGGGAGGGGGAGAGAGAGAGAGAGAGGCGAUGGCGGAGACCGACGAGGGGAGAAGCAGUACCAACGGCGUCUCAAGGGUCUAUAUUCCCCGGCCGAUCGAGAUCGAGAGCUCCGGCGGCGGAUGCGGUGGCGAGACGCUCUACGCCGUCCUCCGGGCAUUCGUCGCCGGCGUUGUCGCCCCGGACGCCACCGCGUCGCCGCCGCCCCCGCUGAUCCAGCGGAUCAAGGCCUCCUCCGCGAAGGCGGCGCCCCGUCUCCGGGAGGCGUCUCGGAACUCUGCUCACGAUCUCCUCCUCUGGACCCGCCAGGGAAGCCCUCUUCGGGCCCUCCUCGUCAUCUCGGUUGGAACAAUCACACUUGUGGCUUUGACAGGGUUGCUGGUUUUCAUGCUAUUCUUUUUGGCAGCAACACUGAAUGCUAUCAUCAUUGCUUUUCUCAUGUCUCUGGCAGCUGCUGGAGGAUUUUUAGCUCUUUUCUUUGCCUGUUUGACAGCAAUUUAUAUUGGAGCAUUAUCUGUUGCAGUCUUCAUAAUCUCUACAACAACCAUUUCAACAAUCAUCGCUGUCAUGAUUGCCACUGGGUGGGUUGGAUUUUUUUGGGUUGUCUGGCUUUCUGCCAAAAAAAGCAUGAACCUCGCUAAGCAAUCCUUGAGCAUGACGAGUUCAGCAAUUUCAGCAUAUUCUGCUUCUCGGCAUGCACGACGUGAUGUGUCCUCAAAGUCUGCUGAUUGAAGUCAAUCGAAAAGCCAAGCCUUUUUGUAUAUUCUCUGCAUCUCAUUCUCAACGGUAGCUUGUUUGUGUGGAUUGCUUAUAUCAGAUUUUUUAAUAUACUUGGUCUAUUUGAUCUAGAAUUCUGCUCCAUGUUUAGAUCAUCCAUGGAACCAUUUUCAAGCGAGUUCAAAUAUUUUCAGACUAGACUAUUUUGUUUGUACUUCAUGAUGGAUAAAUGUGUAGAUUGUGAAAA
Molecule: messenger RNA, 1036 nt
Organism: Phoenix dactylifera (date palm)
Lineage: Eukaryota; Viridiplantae; Streptophyta; Magnoliopsida; Arecales; Arecaceae
Product: voltage-dependent L-type calcium channel subunit
Source: RefSeq, a predicted model, not a curated record